GAACCGUGUCACCCGUUUGUAUCUAACGCGCCGGUACGUACCGCGCCGGUGUCCAUGAAUGACACGAGAUCCGGCCACGUACGUACCCGCUCCACGACUGUAUUGUAACACUUUUGCCAAUCCAAUGAUCGAUGAGAUCGGGAAUUUUCAGAAAACCCAACAUGGCAACUAACCCACCAAACGGUUCCAAUCAGCAUGUUGUGAACAUUGCCAACGGGAAUGGGAGCAAACAGGACAAGGAGUCGGAGGCAGGGAAAACAGAGCCAACAUCCCAACUGCCAAUGCUGGCCCAGUUUGGUAUCGGCGUAUUGGGUAUAUUUUUCUUCUACCUAAUCUACGGGUAUGUCCAGGAGUUGUUUUUCAGGGCUCCAGAACGGAAACCUUAUGGAUGGUAUCUGACGCUAGUACAGUUUGCCUGCUACUCUUCGUUUGCAUCCAUUGAGAUGAAAUGGAAGGGCUGUCAACCAAGAAGAAUUCCCAUGAAGACCUACAUAUUACUAGCCUUCCUGACAGUGGGCACAAUGGGUAUGUCCAACUCCUCGGUUGGAUAUCUCAACUACCCUACUCAGGUCAUCUUCAAAUGCUGCAAGCUGAUUCCUGUCAUGAUUGGAGGCAUUCUUAUCCAAGGGAAGAGAUAUGGACCUAUUGACCUGAGUGCUGCUCUGUGCAUGAGUGUUGGGCUGAUCUUCUUCAUACUUGCUGACAGCACCGUUUCACCAAACUUUAAUCACACAGGUAUCAUCAUGAUCUCCACUGCGUUAUGCGCCGAUGCUGCCAUCGGAAACGUUCAAGAAAAGGCCAUGAAGGCUUACGAGGCCAGCAACAACGAAGUGGUACUGUACUCGUAUGGGAUUGGCUUCUUCUACAUCCUGUUUUAUCUUUUUGUUAACGGCAACCUGUUCAGUAGCUUUUGGUUUUUCUAUGAGCAUCCAACAGAAGCAUAUGGCUAUGCAAUUAUGUAUGGCGUAUCUGGUUUCUUUGGUGUUUCAUUUGUGCUGACCAUGAUAAGAACAUUCGGUGCUCUGAUGACAGUAACAGUUACAACCUGUCGCAAAGCAGUCACAAUAGUUUUAUCGUUUCUGUUCUUCGCAAAGCCCUUCACAAUGCAAUACGUAUGGUCAGGUCUUGUGGUUCUCUUGGGUAUCUUCCUGAAUGUCUACAGCAAGAACAGAGUGAAGAUAAAUGGCAUUGUGUCUGAGGGUAUCCGACAGAUCAUUAUCUUCAUUCAGAAGAGAGGCUUCAAGUCACAACAUCAGACCAUGGAAGUAUGAUUCCUUAGACCGAAGACAUUCCUCAGUUAAUAGCAAGAUAAUAAUAGAGACCCAUUGUUAAUCAUAGUUGAACGAGCUUUCGGUGAAAGCAUGCUGGUUAACGAUGGUUGGAGUAGUCUGGUAGUCUACAUGUAUAUGGAAUCAACCUACUGAGGUUGGUUGCAAUACUAGUCGUGGGUCAUUCCAUGUCAAAUCACCCAAUGGGUUAAAACCCACCCCCUUCGAAUUUGCUCACAAUGUGGGGUAAUUUAGGCUGAAAAAGCUGAAAUUGUUUGCUUUAGCGCCCUACGAAACACGGUUUUGGCGCUACUGCUAACUAUUGUUUGGCAAUUUUGGUCAAAAUGGCCAUGGCCGCCAAUUUUCAAAUGACCAUAUCUGUGAGCCAAAUUUGUUGAUCAUGGUGUCUUUGGAAAGCUAACAUCACAAGAAUCCAAACUUGCCAUUACCUUUCAUGUUGGAGUAAUUUGGAGUAUGAUGACCUUUUGAACUUUACUUUGAGCUUGAAUUUGACCACAGUUCGCUAGAGAACAUUCCAUUUUGCUAUCAGCACACAGACUAAAAUCAUGUAGUGAUAUGAAGCAACUACUGGUUGACAGUGGUCUUUGAUUGAACUUGCUCUAAAGGCAGGUUCAAAGUUCACACCAAUACAAGUGAUAAGCGAAUUUGAAGUCGCAAAACUGCAGCAGCUAUUAUCGCCAGAGCUAAAAUGGGUUCAAGUAUGGCGAAUUCACAGCGUGUGUGCAUGCCUUGGCGUCACAAUAUCUGGAUCACAUUCUU
Messenger RNA from Patiria miniata (bat star), 2048 nucleotides. RefSeq names its product adenosine 3'-phospho 5'-phosphosulfate transporter 2-like (gene slc35b3). Lineage: Eukaryota; Metazoa; Echinodermata; Asteroidea; Valvatida; Asterinidae. Gene Ontology annotation, biological process: transmembrane transport. The record is from RefSeq and is a predicted model, not a curated record. Bases 132 to 1271 code for a protein of 379 amino acids. The transcript is spliced from 10 exons. Gene Ontology annotation, cellular component: Golgi membrane; endoplasmic reticulum membrane. Gene Ontology annotation, molecular function: 3'-phosphoadenosine 5'-phosphosulfate transmembrane transporter activity.